Messenger RNA from Podospora anserina S mat+, 2478 nucleotides. RefSeq lists its product as uncharacterized. Gene Ontology annotation, molecular function: protein binding. The record is from RefSeq and is a predicted model, not a curated record. Gene Ontology annotation, biological process: tRNA wobble uridine modification. Gene Ontology annotation, cellular component: elongator holoenzyme complex. The coding region runs from base 1 to 2478 and encodes 825 amino acids. Lineage: Eukaryota; Fungi; Ascomycota; Sordariomycetes; Sordariales; Podosporaceae. The transcript is spliced from 2 exons.
AUGGCCGACACAGAGACGAUAAGAGCAGACAGCAGCUAUCUGGCCGCGGGAGCAAACAGGUACUCUGCCGCCUCUGACUGGAGCGCCGAGGGGGUGGUGGCUUUCGGGUCGAAUGCGAAUGUUUGUUUGUGGAAUCCUCAAAACCCAAGAGGUAUCUCAAGCAUACUCAGCCAGCACACCGGCCAUGUCAAAGCCGUCAAGUUUCUCCCCAGGCUCGAGGGUGACGACAAGACUAUCUUGAUCAGCGGAGGAGACGACAAGGUUGUUCGUGCCUGGAGCGUGAGCCCUCGAGAUGCUACAGCUUCGUAUUUGCAGGCUGUGGAGGGGCAUGCGGAGCCUAUCAAUUGCAUUGCGGCUUUGGGAGUGACGCCUGCUGGGGCUCCGACGAAGAGGAUAUUCGCUACCGGGGCGGCAGAUGCGACUUUCAGAAUAUGGGCUCACAAUUCGGCUGCGAACGAGGAGCCGUUCAAGCUUCUCCAGUCUGUCAAGACGACCAAGAAAUUCAUACCCUUGGCUCUGGCGCUGAGCCCGCUGGAUGAUGAAGCAAACGGAAUUGUGCUGGCUGUGGUGGGGACGACAAAUGCGGUUCAGAUAUUCACAGCUGGUGCUUCAGAUUUGGAGUUCACACUGCAGGCUACCCUGCCAGGGCAUGAAAACUGGGUGCGGUCUCUGGAUUUCAUCAAGGAAAAGACAGAGGCGGGGAGUGAUCUACUGCUUGCCUCGGCCAGUCAAGACAAGUAUGUUCGUCUCUGGAGGCUUCACCAAGGGACGGCUCUCUCAGCCCUCAACAAUGCCACCGGACUGGACCUGUCAGUCUCCCUGACACCAGGAAACAAAAUCCACAAGAUCUCGGCCGGCGGCACAAAAUACUGCGUCAUGUUCGAAGCCCUGCUGCUCGGACACGAAGACUGGAUCUACACGGCCCGCUGGUCCCGAACCGCAGACGGUAAACUCCUCCUCCUCUCCGCCUCGGCCGACAACUCCCUCUCCAUCUGGGAAUCCGACCCCGAAUCCGGCAUCUGGAUCACGGGCGCCCGCCUGGGAGAAGUCAGCCGCGAAAAGGGCGCCACAACAGCAACAGGCAGCAUCGGCGGCUUCUGGACAGGCCUAUGGUCCCCCGCAGGAACAACCGUCAUCACCCUCGGCCGCACCGGCAGCUGGCGCCGAUGGGAUUACAACCCCUCCGACGACGCCUGGCAGCAAACCUACGCCAUCUCGGGCCACACCCGCGCCGUGACGGGCCUCUCCUGGUCCCAAGAUGGCACCUACCUCUUGUCCACCUCGUCCGACCAAACCACCCGCCUCCACGCCCAGUGGACAGGCAACGGCACCGACUCUUCCUCCUCUGGCUCCUGGCACGAGAUGUCCCGCCCGCAAAUCCACGGCUACGACCUCAACUGCACCGCCACCUUGGGUCCGACAUCCUCCUUCGUCUCGGGGGCAGACGAAAAGCUGAUGAGGGUGUUCACCGCGCCAAAGGCGGUGGCUAAGAUGCUUUCUUACCUGACAAACUCCAAAAUCGACAUGUCCUUCGCCCCUGACGCGGCAGACAUGCCAGUGUUGGGUCUGUCCAACAAGGCCAUUGACAACACCUCCUCCGAACGGCAACCUGAAUCCCAAGAAGAAGAAGAAGGCGGCCUCUCCCAAAGCAACUUCACCAUCCCGGCCGCCCUCGAAGCAACAACCACCCACCCCCCCUUCGAAGAAAACCUCUCGCGGCACACCCUCUGGCCAGAAGUGGAAAAGCUUUACGGUCACGGGUAUGAGAUUUCCUGUCUGUGCUCCUCCCACGACGGGAAAAUCAUCGCCUCAGCCUGCAAAGCCUCGUCUCUCAACCACGCCGUGAUUAGGCUGUUCGAAACAGACAAGUGGACUGAGCUACGCCCGCCGCUGCAGGCUCAUUCCCUGACCGUGGCGAGGGUGAGGUUCUCGGGGGAUGAUGAGCUGCUUUUGAGCGUGGGGAGGGAUAGGCAGUGGGUUGUUUGGGGGAGGAGCGGCACGGGGUAUGAGCUUGUGCAGCAGAUGCAAAAGGGGCAUUCGAGGAUGAUUCUUGACUGUGCCUGGGGGCCUGCUGAGGAGAAAAAAAGGGUUUUUGCGACGGCGGGGAGGGAUAAGCUUGUUCGGUUUUGGGUUGGGGAAAACAAAGAGUUUGGGCUGGGGGGGGAGAUGAAGGAGGGGGAGCCGGUUACUGCGGUGGAUUUCCUGCCCGAGGUGACAACAGAGGGCAAGAUGGUUUUGGCUGUGGGGACCGAGGCGGGGAGGGUCAUGGUUGUUACUUUGGGUGUUGCUGAAGAGGGAAAGGUGGAGGUGGUGAGGAAGGCCGUGUUGGAUAAGGGGCUCUGGUUGCCGGGGACGGUGGUGCAGCUUGCUUGGAGGCCGAAGACGGCUGAGCAAGAUGAGAAGAAGAGGGAGCUGGCGAUUGCGGGUGAGGAUGGUUCGUUGAGGAUAUAUGAGGUGGAGGUUCAGACUAGAUGGUAG